AUGGACGAUGAUGACGCGGAACUGCGAAACCCAUUUCCUUCUCCUCCCUCCCAUUAUACAAAAUAUGCCCCACACAACCUCAAGCUCUUGGCCCUGCUCCGCGAACGCGUCCCAGACCCAUCUGAUCCCACCGUGAAUCAGUAUGAGGUGUUGAGUGACCAAACCGAUGUCCCCGACUGGCCGCUCAGCCAACUGGAGAAACCACGCGUCGAUUGGAUCUUGGAGGAGCCCGACGCUUACUACGACGUUUUUGGAGACCGGUGGUUUGUGAAAGAAAAGAUCCCAUCAUUGGCAGAGCUCGGCGGAAAUCAACUUUAUCCAGCUGACCCGAGUGUCGAUAGGCGUCCAGCCUUACUCUCCGUCCUACGCUCCCUCUUGGUUACCUACUCCGCCUUGACCUCCUCCCUCCUCGAUCCUCCACCAGCUUUAUCACAGGCGGAGCCACCAGGUUGGCAACGGCAGGUCGAAUGGAUCAACGUACUUGGUCAAAAUCUUAUGGCUGCCGCAAAUGACUUGCGUCCUGUCCAGGCCAGAGGUAAUUUGGAGCUGAUGAUGAAGCGACAGUUGGAGCUUCGCCGAGAAGAAACGAAAACGAUGCAUUCCAAAUGCGACUCUAUGCAAGCUAAACUUAAUGAGCUUCGCUCAUCACUUUCGCUGGAGCAGCAGGAUACGAUGACCUCAGUAGUAUGUCUUGAUGGGUUCUAA
Messenger RNA from Laccaria bicolor S238N-H82, 705 nucleotides. RefSeq lists its product as uncharacterized. The record is from RefSeq and is a predicted model, not a curated record. NCBI's taxonomy places the organism in Eukaryota, Fungi, Basidiomycota, Agaricomycetes, Agaricales, Hydnangiaceae. Gene Ontology annotation, cellular component: core mediator complex; mediator complex. The coding region runs from base 1 to 705 and encodes 234 amino acids. Gene Ontology annotation, biological process: regulation of transcription by RNA polymerase II. The transcript is spliced from 5 exons. Gene Ontology annotation, molecular function: transcription coregulator activity.